UCCAGAAGUUUCCCCCUUGGGCGGCGGCGGAGCUGGUAGCCGCGGUAGUGCCUGCUUAGGCAGCACAAACAGUGGCUGUUAGGGAUGGCGGCGGCUGCAGCGGGACCUGCAACCACCCAGCGGUUUUUCCAGAGCUGCUCAGAUGCUCUGAUCGACGAGGACCCCCGGGCGGCGUUAGAGGAGCUGACUAAGGCUUUGGAACAGAAUCCAGAUGAUGCACAGUAUUAUUGUCAAAGAGCUUACUGUCACAUUCUUCUUGGGAAAUACUGUGAUGCUGUUGCUGAUGCAAAGAAGUCUCUUGAACUCAAUCCAAAUAAUUCUACUGCUAUACUGAGAAAAGGGAUUUGCGAAUACCAUGAAAAAAACUACACUGCUGCUCUAGAAACUUUUACACAAGGACAGAAAUUAAGUGCAGAUGGAGAUUUUACUGUCUGGAUUAAAAAGUGCCAGGAAGCUCAGAACGGAUUGGUCUCUGUGAGGAAUCAGUCUGCAUCUCAACAGAGUCAGUCAAAAAUCAAGUAUGACUGGUAUCAAACAGAAUCUCAAGUAAUCAUUACACUUAUGAUCAAGAAUGUGCAGAAGAAUGAUAUAAAUGUGGAAUUUUCUGAAAAAGAGUUGUCUGCUUUGGUGAAACUUUCUUCUGGAGAGGAUUACAAUUUGAAACUGAGACUGCUUCAUCCUAUAAUACCAGAACAGAGCACAUUUAAAGUACUUUCAACAAAGAUUGAAAUUAAAAUGAAAAAGCCCGAGGCUGUGAGAUGGGAAAAGCUAGAGGGACAAGGAGACAUGCCUACACCAAAACAGUUCAUAGCAGAUGUGAAGAACCUAUAUCCAUCAUCAUCUCAUUACACAAGAAAUUGGGAUAAAUUGGUUGGUGAAAUUAAAGAAGAAGAAAAGAAUGAGAAGUUGGAGGGUGAUGCAGCUUUAAACAAAUUAUUUCAGCAGAUUUACUCAGAUGGUUCUGAUGAAGUGAAACGUGCCAUGAACAAAUCAUUUAUGGAGUCUGGUGGUACAGUUUUGAGUACCAACUGGUCAGACGUAGGUAAAAGGAAAGUUGAAAUCAAUCCUCCUGAUGAUAUGGAAUGGAAAAAGUACUAAAUAAAUUAAUUUGCUAUCAC
Molecule: messenger RNA, 1118 nt
Organism: Castor canadensis (American beaver)
Lineage: Eukaryota; Metazoa; Chordata; Mammalia; Rodentia; Castoridae
Gene: Sugt1
Product: SGT1 homolog, MIS12 kinetochore complex assembly cochaperone
Molecular function (GO): protein-folding chaperone binding
Source: RefSeq, a predicted model, not a curated record